Messenger RNA from Anarrhichthys ocellatus (wolf-eel), 3418 nucleotides. It is a transcript of the gene dclre1c, whose product is annotated as DNA cross-link repair 1C, PSO2 homolog (S. cerevisiae). Gene Ontology annotation, biological process: double-strand break repair via nonhomologous end joining; telomere maintenance; interstrand cross-link repair. The record is from RefSeq and is a predicted model, not a curated record. Gene Ontology annotation, molecular function: damaged DNA binding; 5'-3' DNA exonuclease activity. The coding region runs from base 83 to 2212 and encodes 709 amino acids. NCBI's taxonomy places the organism in Eukaryota, Metazoa, Chordata, Actinopteri, Perciformes, Anarhichadidae. The transcript has 16 exons.
ACAAAAACAAAACAGACGACGUAAACUAACUAGAUAUGCUCUCUCCUGUGGACACAACGACACCACAGAAAGGUUCGUGAACAUGAGUUCGUUUAUGGGCAGAAUGAAGGAGUAUCCCACCGUUUCUCUGGACCGGUUCGACCGGGAGAACUUACAUGCCCGGGCAUAUUUCCUCUCCCACUGUCACAAAGAUCACAUGAAAGGACUGAAAGGACCAAUACUGAAGAGAAAGCUGCACUUCAGUCGUACAGUCAGGCUUUACUGCUCCUUUGUGACCAAAGAGCUUCUGCUGAGCAACCCCAAGUACUCUUUCUGGGAGGAAUACAUCGUUCCCUUAGAGCUGGAGAGCCCCACUCAGAUGUCUCUGGUUGACGAGGCCUCCGGAGAGAAAGAAGAGAUUGUGGUCACGUUGCUUCCUGCAGCCCACUGUCCCGGCUCUGUUAUGUUCCUGUUUGAGGGUUCCCAGGGUGCCGUGCUGUAUACAGGAGACUUCAGGUUUGCAGCUGGAGACGUCUCCAGAAUAGAACAUCUGCACUCUGGCAGCCGAGUGAAGGAUCUUCAGAGUGUUUAUCUGGACUCUACUUUCUAUGACCCACGGUUCUACCAGAUUCCCACUCGGGAGGUCUGUCUGAACGGAAUCUCGGAGCUUGUUGGAAACUGGAUCAGUCAGAGUUCAUAUCACGUCGUGUGGCUGAACUGUAAAGCUGCGUAUGGAUAUGAAUACCUGUUUACCAACCUGGGAGAGGAGUUCAACACACAGAUCCAUGUCAGAAGUCUGACGAUGUUCAAGAAGAUGCCGGAGAUCCUGAGCUACGUGACGACCGACCGCAGGACGCAGAUCCACGCGUGUCGACACCCGAAGGAUGAGGAGUUUUUACAAGGCAGCCGGCUGCCGUGCGGCUGCACAGCCCCCGACGGGACUCCUCUUCGCAUCAUCAGCAUCAAACCGUCCACCAUGUGGUUCGGAGAGAGGAUGAAGAGAACCAAAGUUAUAAUAAAAACAGGAGCCAGUUCCUACCGAGCCUGCUUCAGCUUCCACUCCUCCUACUCAGAGAUUAAACACUUCCUGUCCUACCUCCAGCCAGUCCACAUCUACCCCAGUGUUAUCCCUAUCGGUCGGACGCUGACUGAGGUGACACAGAUGUUGAUGCUGAUGUGCAGGAGCCGGUCUGACGAAGCAGCGUCCGUAUACAAACCUCUGGGAGUCCUCAAGCGCUACAUGGCGGAGCGACCUACAUACGACUCAGACAGCGAUGACGGGCUGUUUGACGGACGGGACCUCGCACCAGUGAGGAAGAAGACGGCGCUGGACCAACACAUACAGAACGUGAAAGCUCAGAGUCCUCAGAAGACAGCGCCCCCUGUGUCUGUGGUGGAGACGGUCACAGACGCUCAGCCUGGUGGUUGCAACUUUGUGGACUGCACCGAGUCGAAUGAUGAAGAGGAAGAUGAUCAGCUGCAGGAGGAGGAGGAGGAGAGCGAAGGAAAGGAGGAUACAAAACGGAUGAAGGAGGAGGAGAACGAAGGAAAGGAGGAUACAAAACGGAUGAAGGAGGAGGAGAACGAAGGAAAGGAGGAUGCAAAACGGAUGAAGGAGGAGGUGAACGAGGCGAUAAAAGAAACCGAGAAGAAGAUGAUUGAGGCUGAAGGAAGUGGCUCCUCCGAUCCUCCCAGAUGGGAUGAUUUCUUCACCACGGAGACGCUGAUUGACAGCCAGAACAGCCUCAACAGCCAAUUACAUUCCUGCUGCUCCGUCCCAAGCCCCGCCCCCUCCAAAAUGACUGGUUCACAGAGCCCCGAUCUGUUCGGUGACGAAGAGGAAACCCCACAUAACGAGGAGAACUUCAGUCUGACCCUCUCCGCCUCGCUGUCAAAUCAGUCCUCGCAGAACCUGGAUUCUUAUUUACCCGACACUCUGAUCCUCCAACCAGAGCAGGGGGGGCGGGAACAAGGUGACUCGUGGACCAAUGCUGUGUCUCAGGCGAAGGACAGCAACGGCCAAUCGGAGCUGGAGGAGCUCUCGGGGUCUCAGGUGUCGUCGGAUUUCGAUAUCCCCUGCACACCAGAGUCAAAAAUGCCACAAACCGACGAACUGUCGCAGUUGUACAGGAAGCUGGCGUCGGGAGAGGAAGUCGGGGCUUCAUGUGAAGGAAUGUUAAAGGACGGUUCGUUGGUGAGCCACACUAAUUCUGUUUGUCAUGCUGCAAGAUGAUAAACACAUAUGUGACACCAUUCCUCUGCUUCAGUUAAACCUCCACACCACACAUACCUCAGUAUGUAUGCAGCAACACACACACAUUCCAACAUAGAAGUAGGUUAAAAACACUUCCCUUGAAAUACAAUUCAGUGCGAUGGAAACAUGUUCAAUGAAGAGUGUUUAUGUGACAGCUGCAGCUGCAUUCCUUUAACCAUUUAAAGAUCAAUAGUUAGUUUGACUUUAAAACAAAUCAAAUGUUCAAUCUCGAGAGAAGUAACGACUAUUACAGAAUUGUGACAUUAUGCAACAACAUUUUACAUUUGAUGAAUAAACAUUUUUCACAUAAAGGUCUCUGUGUUCAUGUCUUUGUCUUUCAGCUUUAAACAUUUGAUCACUCAUUUUACUUUCUUAUUCCUCUAGCAGUUAAAGAAAUAAACACUUUUAAAGACACAGAAACAUACGGAGAUUUUAAAUAUCCAGUGUUUACAAUAACUCAAGUUAUAUUAAACCAAUAGCUGUUUUGUAUAAAUGCCCGAAGGAGAAGAUUCUCUGACGUCGUCUCACAGCAGGAACCACUUAAAGGUCCUUUGCUGUGUCCUGGAGACGCCAACAGUCUGCAGGUUCUCAGUUCAAACAAAGCAAACAGGUGAGCACUGAAAGGUUUAUCCUUCCUUUAUUAAGUUUAUACUGUAAAGCACUUUGUAAACUUUCAGGAAAAUGUUCUCUAAAUAGCCUCAUUAUUAUAAUAAAGAUGUACUUCACACAGUUGGACAAACAUUAAAUCACCGUUGGACAUCUUGCAGCCUCACCGGACGCAUCCUUCAGUAUGUGUUAAAUGUCGUCCUACGUGACAGUCAGUCCUCAUCGAGGAGAGCUACCACAUCUUCCACCUCCUGUCUGCCGUUCUGUGACAAUCAGCUGAUGGACCUUCAGUGUAACAGCUGCAGCCUCUUCAUGUAACCACCAUUAAACGGCCUGUUUCAUAUGUCUGUUUCCAUUAAAAGCACAAAAGUCUUUAAGCAGUUUGUCUCCACAGCCGGUGAAACCAGGUGGAGCUGAUCCCGUUAAAGUCCUCACAAUGGACGCUGGGAGAGAAGAUUGGCUCCGCUGGCUGCUGCUGUUUCCCAUUUGAGACUUGUGUUGCUGCUGCUGUGGUUGCUGGUGGCUGGUGAGGAGUUUCCACAGCCCAUCUCUCACCUGAGUCUGUAAAAACCACAGAAG